AUGGGUCGGCAACAGCGUGAUAGAGGAACAGAACAGACAAACAAGGUCAACAUCACUGCAGCACCUGGAACGGUGGCGGCUGCUGUGCGCACGGUUCUCUCGAACAAUUCCACCGCCCCGUUCCUGCGCGGCCGCGGCGACCGCACGGCCUUCGAGCAGCUACGCAGCAAGCUGCAGAUCGUGGGGCUGGGCAGGGUGCAAACCAACCUGGAGAUCGUCGCGCAGGGCGACGCAGCCCUGCAGAUGUCGGAGCUGGCGCUGGACGUGUUCCUCUUCACGCCCAACUUCACGCGCGACGGCCAGAUGGUGCUCCACAAGGUGGCGGAGCGCGUGCUCAGCCCCGGCCACAUGGGGCUGUUGGUGGCGCUGGACUCGCCCAUUUACGACCUGGUGAACGCGUUCGCGCUGCGCUGCGUGGAGGCCGGGCUGCCGGCGCACUGCGCUGGCGUGGGCGGCGGAGGUGCUCUGGCGGUGCAGGGACUGCGCGCACAGCGGCGGCGGCUGCCGUCGGUGGCGGCCGAGCAGACGGGCGGCGAGGCGAAACAACGGCCGUGGGCGCUUUGCGUGGAGCUACUAGCUGGGCCCCUGUUGUGCUUGGGCGCGGCAGUGCUGGCGUGGAUGGCGGAGAUGCUGUGGGGGUGGAGUAAGGAAAAUUACUUGGAAACUGAAGAAAUUUGGCAUAAGAUUAAAUAA
Gryllus bimaculatus (two-spotted cricket) is the source of this 693-nucleotide messenger RNA. The record is from the annotation of a GenBank genome assembly. NCBI's taxonomy places the organism in Eukaryota, Metazoa, Arthropoda, Insecta, Orthoptera, Gryllidae.